CUGGCUCCACUGCUAGCCCUGCUGCCCUCCGACUCCACGGCGUUGAGCAGUAGCUGAAAAGCAACAGCCCGCGGGGCCGCGCUCUAACCCCGCCUUCCGCACCCCGCAGGGGUGGAGCCUGAGCGAGGAGCCAGCUAGCAGCCCUCUCUCCCCGGAUGACGAGCGGCAGGAUAACAUGGAGUCCGGCAAGAUGGCGCCUCCCAAGAACGCUCCGAGAGAUGCCUUGGUGAUGGCACAAAUCCUGAAGGAUAUGGGAAUUACGGAGUAUGAACCAAGGGUUAUAAAUCAAAUGUUGGAAUUUGCUUUCCGAUAUGUGACUACAAUUCUGGAUGAUGCAAAAAUUUAUUCAAGCCAUGCUAAGAAACCUAAUGUUGAUGCAGAUGAUGUGAGACUGGCAAUCCAGUGUCGCGCUGAUCAGUCUUUUACUUCUCCUCCUCCGAGAGAUUUUUUACUGGAUAUUGCAAGGCAGAAAAAUCAAACCCCUUUACCACUGAUUAAGCCAUACGCAGGACCCAGACUGCCACCUGACAGAUACUGCUUAACAGCUCCAAACUAUAGGCUGAAGUCCUUAAUUAAAAAGGGACCUAACCAGGGAAGACUAGUACCACGGUUAAGUGUUGGUGCUGUUAGUAGCAGACCUUCCACUCCUACUGUAGCAGCCCCGCAAACGUCUGUCCCAAAUAAAGUUGCACCUCCAGUGUCAGUGACAAGCCAAAGAUUUACGGUGCAGAUUCCACCUUCUCAGUCCACACCUGUCAAAUCAGUUCCUGCAACAACUGCAGUUCAAAAUGUUCUGAUUAAUCCUUCAAUAAUUGGGCCCAAAAAUAUUCUUAUUACCACCAACAUGGUUUCAUCACAGAACAUGGCCAAUGAAUCAAACCCAUUGAAGAGAAAACACGAAGAUGAUGAUAAUGAUACUAUGUAAGGAAUACAAUCAAGAUGUAUUUCAAACGUGUAGUUGGUUUGGAGCCCAUUAUACUGAACUAGAAUAUUCUCUAUCUUCUCAAGUUUUAUCUUAGAAAACUUAAAUGUAGCUGCAGUAUUUUUCACAGUAGUUUAAUUUUUUUCUUAAAACAGGUAUCUUAGGUAAGCAUACCAAUGUUUUUUCAUUAGGCUCAAGUAAAAAAGUAUUUGUUUCUGAAUAUUUUGAUUAAUGUUGAAUUCUACCAUGACAAUUUUAUAUUUGGAAGCAGUUUUCUGCCAUAUAUCACUGACAGCACUUAAGUUUCAAGUUUCUACAGCCUCAUCAGUGGACUAAUCUUUAAUAGCAUAAUUUCUAAUCUACAUUUAAAUACUACUUUCUUUUAUAAGGUAAAAUAGUCACAAUUUUUGUUUUCACCAACUUUUCUGACCAAAUCUCUAACUUUAGGAAGUAGUUUUUGGAAAGGAUGGAUUUAAAGGGAUUCUAAAUUUGGAGUGUAUUUGUUUCUUGGUGAUCCCUAACCUCCCAUGUCCUCAACCCAUUUCUAGAUCCCAUUCAUUUUCUGUACCACCUCUUCCCCACAGGCUCAAGUUUCUCCCAAUACUCCUAAUUAGAAGGCCAAAACUCGAGUUUAAGAACAUGUAAUUCCUGAUAAUACAGUUCAGUGUCAUUUUCCUGUUUUUAAAACCUGCUUUACACGCCUGAAAGUUUGCUUUGCUGUUUUUCUCUCCAUACCAGAGCACUUGAGUUUUAUCCAUUGCCUUUCAUGCUGAGCUUUUACUCUCCUUUUGACACGUAGUUUGGGGUCAGUUACGGUCUUAUAUUCCAAGUCGAUAAUGCCACCAUAUUUCACAUUUCUAAAUUUAACAGAGAUGCUAUAGUUUAAGAUCUGCCUUGAUAAGUGUAUUUACACUGUACCGAGGCAAAAACCACUGAAGAGCAAGUGUUUUUUUUUUUCCUUUCUACCACAUACAUAUAUGCUAUGAUCACUACUGCUUGAACCCUGCUGGGUAUCAUAGAUGGGAUCAGACCUUAAAAUUCUCUAAUGGUUUUCCUUCCUCUAGAAGGCCAACAACAAAAACAAGUUGGUGUAAUGUGACCUGCACUUAUGUGUACUGUGCAUAGGUUUCCCAGUAAUGUUGCUAAAUACCUGUCCCUAUUUUCCAUUUAUACACGUUUAAACAUCUUGGUGGGAAAGAUUCAAAGCUUUCAAAAAUAUAAAUAGGCUUGUUUUUAAGUAAGUCUGACACACUCAAUAUAGGAAUUUUGCAGAAUUUUCUAAAAUAAAUUUUCAUGUCAUAAUUUAGAACUUAUAGCCAAGGAUCCUCAAAACUUGUAACACAAGAAAGUUUCAUGUUAGGAUGGUGCUUGAUACAUUGAAGAGAAAGAGUUCAGUGACAGAGACUUGUCUCAUCACCAUUUGAGUGUUUUUGAAUAUUAGGAAAAAGGUAGUAUCAAACUUACAAAAACGGAUCUGAUCACCAUAGGAGAAAAAUGUUCAUUAUAUAGCAUAGGAUAUCAUUACUUGAAUGUUCUCAGGGAAGCAGCAUGUCAAAAAGCCUAGGUUCUAGUCCUGGCUCCAUCAUUUACCAACUAUGUGACCUUACUUCACCUCUGAGCCUAGUUCUCAGUAAUAGGAAAAUAACACCGACCCUGCCUACCUCACAGGGAUGUUGUGAGGGUUUAAUUAGCAUAUGUGAAAAUUCCUUCGAAAUUGUAAAAUGGUUUAUAACUAAGAAAUUGUUAAUGUAUUUGUUCCAAGAUUAUUAAUAAAAAAUUGAAUUUA
This is a messenger RNA of Zalophus californianus (California sea lion), 2708 nucleotides long. RefSeq names its product TATA-box binding protein associated factor 9b (gene TAF9B). The record is from RefSeq and is a predicted model, not a curated record. The transcript is spliced from 7 exons. Gene Ontology annotation, cellular component: transcription factor TFIID complex. Gene Ontology annotation, molecular function: RNA polymerase II general transcription initiation factor activity; protein heterodimerization activity. The coding region runs from base 176 to 925 and encodes 249 amino acids. Gene Ontology annotation, biological process: DNA-templated transcription initiation. NCBI's taxonomy places the organism in Eukaryota, Metazoa, Chordata, Mammalia, Carnivora, Otariidae.